Molecule: messenger RNA, 1230 nt
Organism: Arxiozyma heterogenica
Lineage: Eukaryota; Fungi; Ascomycota; Saccharomycetes; Saccharomycetales; Saccharomycetaceae
Gene: PUS2
Product: pseudouridine synthase PUS2
Exons: 1
Coding region: 1-1230 (409 amino acids)
Biological process (GO): tRNA pseudouridine synthesis; mRNA pseudouridine synthesis
Cellular component (GO): nucleus
Molecular function (GO): RNA binding; pseudouridine synthase activity
Source: RefSeq, a predicted model, not a curated record
AUGGCUUUAUCAGUCGGGUAUUGUGGUGAUAAAUACUAUGGAUCACAAUAUAAUGAACAUCAUGAGAUUGAUGGAACAUGUAUAAUGAGACCCACUAUAGAGGGAGAAAUCUUUCGAGCACUGGUUAAAAGUGAGUUGUUAUCUGAUAUUAAUUCGAAUGAUUUCAGGAAAAAUGGGUUUCAAAGAACCACCAGGACAGAUAAGGGAGUCCAUGCAUUGGCAAAUAUUAUAUCUAUGAAAUUGAUGAUACCUAAGAAUAUGGAUAAGACUACUAAGUUGUAUAUUAUUAAUAAGAUUAACGAUAAUUUACCAGAAGAUAUUAGAGUAUGGAAUAUACAGAGAGUAAAUAAGAGUUUUAAUGCUAGAAAGGCUUGUGGUUGGAGGGAAUAUGAGUAUAUGAUACCAACAUAUAUGUUGAUGUUUAGUAGAAAAUAUUUGAAAGAUUUAUUGGAAUUGUAUUUGAAUAAAACAUUUUCAAAUGAGAUGGAACAUAAUUUGGUGAAGUUGUAUCCAACUUUAGGUAUAAGACGUGAUAAAUUGGAGCCGAAGGAAAUAAAGGAUGUGAAUGUAUCCAGAUUAAAUGAUUCUAUUAAAAUAUAUUUAACAGCAGUACAAAAAGAGCUAAUUAAGCAUAGAUUAUCGGAGGAUAAGUACAAUCAAUUUAAGGAGAUUUUAAAGAGGUUUCAAGGUACACACAGUUUUCAUAAUUAUACUUCAAGCAAGAAAAGAGAUGUGAAACCAAAUUCUAUGCGAAGACAAAUCGUUGAUAUUAGUGUCAGCAAACCAUACAAUAUCGACUUUGAUGGAUACCACGGAGAAUGGAUUUCCAUUAUUUUAAAGGGACAAUCGUUUUUGUUGCACCAGAUAAGAAAAAUGGUUUCUAUGGGUGUCAUGACUUUGGUUAAUGAUCUUUCUUCGAACUAUAUUAACUCUACAUUUGAUAGUACGCAAAUAUAUAUUCCAAAGGCACCUAGCCUUGGGCUGAUUCUAAGGGAGACAAAUUUUAAUUCGUACAACAAGAAAUUAAAGGGGAUAGGUUAUGAACCCAUUAUAACAGAUCCAGAGAGGGGUAUAAUUAGUGAUGGUGAGAAUGAAAUUCUCAAGUUUAAAGAGAAGAGCAUUAUGAAUACUGUUAUCGAAAAUGAAUUUCAUAGAAAAGAAUUUAUUAAAUAUUUGCAUUAUAUUAUAUAUUCUCCGUACACCCUCGUGGCACGACAUGACAUAGUAUGA